AUGAAUUGAUCCGCGAAACGACAAUUGAGUGUGCAGAGCGAGGACUGCUGCUUCUUCGGGUCAGGGAUGAAAUCCAAAUGACAAUGGCUGCUUAUCAGACGCUGUACGAGAGCAGCAUUGCGUUUGGCAUGCGGAAGGCACUGGGCGCUGAGCAAGGCAAAGCUGACAUGGAGAAAAGAAUUGCAGAGCUGGAAGAGGAAAAGCGGGAAUUGGAGAGACAAGUGAGUGAACAGAAAGCUAAAUGUGAAGCUAUUGAAAACCGUGGAAAUGAAAGGCAUCAGACAGAAGAAAAGAAACACUCUGAAGAGGUUCAGUUCCUGAAGCGACUAAAUCAACAGCUGCAGGCCCAGCUUGAAAGCAUCAUUGCAGAAAAUAUUUCCUGUUGUCCUCCAGGCAAAGAGCUGUCAGAGCAAGGAGGCUGCAAUUAG
Molecule: messenger RNA, 428 nt
Organism: Leptosomus discolor (cuckoo roller)
Lineage: Eukaryota; Metazoa; Chordata; Aves; Leptosomiformes; Leptosomidae
Source: RefSeq, a predicted model, not a curated record